AUGCCCGGCGACGGCGUCAGGGCAGCCAAAGCCGUCAAGGACAAGCGGUUGCGGCCCCUCAGGCUCAAGGUGGUGUUUGUGGGCCCGUUCAAGUCCGGGAAGACGAGCGUGAUCCGCAGGUACUGCCAGGGCGCGUUCACGGACCGGCAUCUGGAGACAAUAGGCAUCGACUUCGGCGUCCGGCAGCUGAAGAUCGGCAACUUCGACGUGCACAUCAACAUCUUUGAUGCGGGGGGGCUCAACGAGUACCGGGACGUGCGCACCGAGUUCUACGGUGACGCGAACGGCGCGGUGCUGGUGUACGACGUCUCGGACCUCAAGUCGCUCGACCGCUGCGACUGGUGGAUGGCCGAGAUGGAGCGCCACGGCAUGCACGACGCCGCCAUCCUGGUCGCGGGGAACAAGACGGACGAGGACCCGCGGGUGGUCUCGGAGGCGCAGGGGCGGUCGUUUGCGGCGCGGCACGGCUGCGCGCACUUCGACGUGUCGGCCAAGUCCGGGGCCGGCGUCGGGGAGCUCAUGGCCACGCUGGUGGCGCGCAUGAUCUCCGCGGUGCCCGAGGUGCCGGACGAGCUCGUGCUGGCGGCGGAGAAGGCGCUCGAAGAGUACUAG
Molecule: messenger RNA, 612 nt
Organism: Pedinophyceae sp. YPF-701
Lineage: Eukaryota; Viridiplantae; Chlorophyta; Pedinophyceae
Source: the annotation of a GenBank genome assembly